Messenger RNA from Porites evermanni, 17284 nucleotides. Lineage: Eukaryota; Metazoa; Cnidaria; Anthozoa; Scleractinia; Poritidae. The record is from the annotation of a GenBank genome assembly.
AUGGCGUCUUAUGUAGUGGAAAACUUAUCAGAGUUAAAUCAACUUUUUAGGGACAUAUCCUUGAAGUUUUCUUCAACUGAAUCAGAAGAUGUCGUGCAAUCUUUGAAGAAGGUUUACGGACAGCCAUUCAAAUCGCUGGGAAAUCAAGAUUUGCCAUCAUGUUUAGAUCGUUUGCAUGAAUGCGGUUAUGUUUCGAGUUCGAACCUGACACUGCUCGACGAGUUUGUCGCAAACAAAUCAAGCAACAAACAUGAAAUUUACAAGAGGAUUGAGAACUUCAAGGCUUCUAGAUCGCCACAUACCAAAACAAAGAUGGAAUUGCGGGGAAGAAGUGGUGACGUUAAGAAAACCAUAGAAAUCCUUAAAAGUAAACAAAAUGCCGUUGUUAAUUUGUAUGGAUCAGCUGGAGUGGGGAAGACAACACUUGCCAGGAACAUUUGUGAUAAAUGGGCCGGAAAGAAUUAUGUCUUUGAUUUAAGAGAAGCUAAAGACAUGAGAGCAGUAUUUUUUAACAUUAUGGGUACUCUGAACCUAAGUGUCCCUGUUGGGUUUUUAGAGAUGAAUUAUGUCGUUGGAAAAAUUCAUGAGCAUAUUGAAAACGAAAGCAAAAGCCAGUCUAUUCUUUUUCUUCUUGACAAUGUCGAGCAGCUCAUAGAGGGACAAGAAGAAGCGGACAGGAACUUAAGAAAACAGUUCAUACAAUUUCUAAAAAAGCUUUCAGUAUUCCAGGGCAAGGCAGGAACGUUAAACAUCCUUUUGACCUCGAGGUGUCAGUUUAAAGAUUCAGAGACUGUGACUGAUUAUAACUUGCAACCUCUUGAAAAGUCAUUUUCAGAGAAUCUUCUGCUUCCCACAUCUGUUCCACGAAAAAUUGCAAAUGUUGAUGUUUGGCAAAGAGAGAAGCUUCUUGGCAUCUGCAAAGGAGUUCCGUUGAUAUUGAAAGGAAUAGCUGCAAUUUUGAGACAAAGAAGAAAAUCGCCAAAUGAUUUGAUUAGUGUAACAGAGAUGACCUGUCAAACGAACGUUCAAGCUUCUUUUAAGACAAACCCAACAGAGAAAAGUGAAGAGCAACCUUUUGAUUUUGAAGAACAAGGAAUUGACAAAAGUCAGAUGUCAAUUAUCAGAGAAAUGUUCAACACUCUCCCCUCUGAUAGUUUGAGAGUGUCUGCUGUAUCAGUGUCAUUGUUUCAUGGACCUUUCUCUCCUUCCACGGCGGCCAAAAUUCUUGGCAUCAGUAUACCAGAAGCCAUAGCGCAGCUAGAGGGACUGGUAGCCUGUGAAAUUAUUCAACAUGUAGUUGAUGUCAAGCAGUUGAUGUAUGAUAUUCAUCCACUAUUACGAAAGUAUGCUGAAAGCAUUAAAUGUGAGGCAGAGUUCUGUGAAUCUUACUCUGAGGCACAGAGGCGAUUUCAUGAGCACUUUAUGUCAAAGAUGACAAAAAUUGCUGGAUUCAUUGAGUCUAACUAUGUCAAAGCAUUUAAUGACUUUGCGAGUGAUCGCCCAAAUUAUGAGUUUGCAAUUGACAUCUCCUUGCUACCAGAGUACUUCAGUGUUCCGGGUGGAUACCAAGAAAAUGCAUUGAUUGCAUCCCUUUUAACUGCCAUGCUGUCUACAAAGAAAAGACUCAAGCUGUUUCAUUCCUGGGCAGAUAUGUGUAAAGAUGAUGGAAAGUCCGGUAUGUUACAGUUGUAUUUUUAUGUUGGAUUUUAUUAAUUUUAUAUAUUUAUAAUAACUUUAUUGUAAAAAUAAUAAGACAAAAGGGUGUCACCAGAGAGGAACUAUAUCCCCAUAAUAGGGCAGCCCCCAAGAUUUAUAUAUAGAGGAUAUUACACGGUGGCGCAAAGAUUUUAUUUUCGAGUGGCAAAACAAUAUUUUACGGACGAGCGCAGCGAGUGAGUUAAAUAUUGUUUUUGCCACGAGAAAAUAAAAUUCAUAUCUUCAAGCCGCCGUGUAAUGUGCUUUUUAUUAUAUAGACAAAAUGAUAUUGAUAAAAUAACAGAGAGAAAUGACCAAAAUUACGUCAUCAAUAAUCUCACUUGUGAGAUUAUGGAAAAUAAACCACGCGGGUCCGGAUGUAGUUUUUAUGAAUUUUACGAGUGGCAUAUUUUCCAGUAAAACACUCAUGUCUAUAUAAUAAAUAUAUAUAUUUAUUAUAUGGAGGAGAGUGUUUUACUGGGAACUAAACCACUCGUAGAUUCCAUAUGCCACUUCAUCCGGGACCCGAGUUGCGUAUUUUCCGUAUGUCACCUUUGUGAGUUUCGUAUCGUUCAAUGACGUCACGAUUCCCGCCUUUUGCUUUUGUUGAAUUGGUUUCUCCAUAUAAUAAAAAGAACAUUACAUGUUGGCUCGAAGAUAUGAAUUUUAUGUUCUCGUGGCAAGAACAAUAUCUCACUCGUUCGCUUCGCUAUUAUAUACAUACUGAGAAAUACUCACCAAAAAGCUAUGUCGUAAAUUUUCGUACGCAAAUUAGUUCUAGCCAAUCAGAGGAGCGAACGAUGGUUUUCACAUGUGAAAAAAAUGAUACGUCCAAUCAGAAUCGCGAACAAUGUUUUCUCACGUGUGAGAAAAAUGAUACGUCCAAUCAGAAGCCACAGAGGUGUGUGGGUUUCGCGCCAAAAUUCCCGCCUUUUAUUGCAGCUUGCAGCGCCGCUUCGCAGACAUUCAACGAGAAAAGUUUUACUCAAAGAGUUUUUCUCGCUAAAAAAGUGAAAAACAUUUCGGAAAUGGAGUGGAAUAGUUUCGUUUGUUUCACUGUCGGUAAAGAAAACGGUAGAGAGCCGGCGAAACAACAGCGGAAAGCGAAAAACAGAACGAGACGUAAGCUUUUGUUGUGCUUUUUGUCGGAGCUACUUUGCGUUUCAUUUAAGCUUAAGCUUAUAUUGAAACCGGCCAUUUACUUAAAUUCACUCAUUUUCAAUUGUGCAUUGAAAACAAACAGUUAAGAUUACUUAUAGUUCUUGGAUUACCUCAUAUCCUUACCGUCAUUUAUGUUAACAAACGUUUUUACUAAAAAGCUGAUACUUCGUUUUCGUUGUCAUUUUGCGGUUGUGUAGCAGCAAAUUUUAGCAUUUUGAAAGAUUUAAAAUAAAAAGGUUGCCAAAAUGAUGAAUGUCUCAGUAUGUAUAUAAUAAACACAAUACCACAUGGAAAGUGCUGGCGUACGGUAUUUAUGCACUCGUUGUUUUUGUAUCAGAAAUCUUACUCGUUCGCUGCGCUCACUCGUUCGAUUUCUGAUACGUCAACAACUCGUGCGUAAAUACCGUACGCCAGCACUUUCCAUGAAGUAUUCUCUAUGUAUGCUAUAAGUUUAGAAUAAUAUAAAAUCAUUGAACUAAGAACAACUAGUACUGUUAACAAUAUACAGCUAAACUGAAAGAGGUUGCUUUGGUAAUUAUUGGUCAUUGGUAAAUUGGGCAUUGGGCAUUUGGGCAUAUUGAGCAAUGCAAUGAUUUACUUGAAAGACCACCAAGCUACAGCUUCCCAAUGCCCAAAGCAACCUUUAUUGAAUCAGCUGUAUAAUUAUGAUAUCUAAUAAAAUCUGAUAGUUUUAUGUAAUGAAUUACACAUUUAAGAAAACUUUAAGAAUUGUAUAUAAGACAAUGCUUCGGAAAAUCCUCGCCCAAAAAGAAAAAAAAAAGUUACUUGAGUAGAUGAUCCAUCAAUUAAAAGCUCUUUUUGAAACUCCUUAACGACUGAUUGCCAGUCACUGAAUGAAUGAGUUUUGGGGCUGGUUCCCUCAUGUACACUAUGUAGAGUAUAGUGUAAUAGAUACUACCCCUUAAGCUUCUGACUGAAUUAUCAACACACUCUGUUCUCUGUGAGUACUUCGGUGCAAAAGACUGUUUUUGUGCUCAAUUAAAAUACAAUGUAUGCGUUUUUAACGAUGAUUUUACUUUUUCAACAAAUAAAUAAAUAAAUAUAUAAAUAAUAAAUAUAUAUACAUCCGCAGAAAAAGCGGUGGAAGUGUAUAAUUAUAUUUUUUCAAGUUGAUUAAGGCUUGUUUCUUCAAGACAGAUGUAUUUUCAUCGUAAGUUACUUGGUAUACAAGAUAUCCCAUGACUAAUACUUAAACUGUAACAUAAUGGACUCUAAGCUUUUGAAUUUUUGUGACUUUUACGAGGAUUAAAUGAUCAGUCAUCAGUCAUCCAUUUUGCGUUUGUAUCAGUGUUACUGUGGCUUGUAGAACUUUAUCACUGAGUCAACUGUCGAUAUUCAAGGAUGUUAACUUGCAAUUUUAUAUUAUAUUAUUUUGUUUCUAACUGUUUCUUCUGCCCACAGGUUCCUUAUUUCGCGCUCAGUUACGAUGUUGGGAAGCUAGGCUUGUUUCAGAGGCUCAUGGUACUGACAAAGGUUUUGAAGUGUUGCAGCAGGCAUCCUCGUCAUUGGAACAAGUUGAAGAUCAAUGUACAGAAUCUUUCAAACUGAGUAAAGGGCUUUUCUUGUACAUUGAGGGAGAAAUUUAUUACCGGAACAAAGACUACAAGAACGCAAUCGAAUCCUUACAGUCUUCUUUGGAAAUUAUGGAGGAUCUGUUAAAACUUGAUACCAAUGUUGCCAGGUGUUAUAACGCUCUUGGCAACUGUUAUUACGGAAACAACGAGCCAGAGAAAGCCCUAGAUCUCUACAACAUUGCACUGAACAUGCGGAAGGAAUUGUCUGGUUCUGAAGAUCAUUACGACAUGCCAGUAUACAAGAAUCAAAUUGGCACAGUUUACGAGGAUAAAGGGAAGUAUGAAGAGGCAGCAAAGUGUUACAUUGAGGCACUGGAUCUUUUGAAACGACUUAAAAUCUCAGGUAACGAGGAUGAAGCACUUUUCCGUCGAAAUCUUGCUAGUGUUUACAUUCGGCAAGGCAAGUACCAAGAUGCUGUCGAGCCGGCAGAGAAAGCAUACCACAUCAGAGAACAAUGCCUUGGAAAACAUCCGGAUACAGUGCGAAGCAUUUUCCAACAAGGGCUCAUUCAAGCAAACUUAGAGGCUUUCCACAAAGCCUUAGAUUAUUUUUUAGAUGCUUGGGAAAUGGAGAAAUCAUUGGAUGCGGGUAACCAUAGUGUGGUGUGGAAACUCAUCAUUAAUGGAGUCUUUGACUUGUAUAAGGAACUAAGGAAAGGCAAGACUAAAAGAAAUGAAUUUACGCAGGACGCUUUGCAGUUUUGUAAGCGUUUUUGGGAAGAGCAGAAACGGUCCAAAAAGUUCGACUUUACCGAGUACAACAAGGAGAUCAUUGAUACAAUUCGGGAUCUUCUUGGUAAUAAAAAGGAAGACAAACCUGAAAGAGACAAGUACGAGAGAGAAGCGCGAUGGUUCUAUGAUGGCAUGCGGAAACAGACCAGCCAUCCAGUGGAUUCUCCAAAAUUUAUGCAGGUAUUUUUUAAACACAAAAUUCUAAGUAAAUGGAACAAUUUAUUUUUAUACUUCUGGCAAAAUCAAGUAUGUUUGUAUGCUAAAUGACAAAGGGCUAGCCAGUUGUGCCAGUUUCUUGGGGGCAAAAUUAUACGAAAAAACUCAGUCAGGUGUUUAAGCCAAAUUCGUGUGUAUCACUUCCCUAUGUCCGCAAUAGUCUCUUGUUCCUUUAUGCAUUGGAAGCAGCUUGGCUGAGCGAUUAGGGCUUGGAGGCCCCGAGAAUUGGUUUGACUUCUGUUAGUUGGGAUUCUUAACCUUGUUGGCCACAAUGCAGUAAGUCCACUUGUGGUUUACCACGAAUUGUAUCAGCCCUACAAAAUCAGUUUUUGUUAAUGUAUUUUUGGCUUAAUUCAAUUAUAAUAAUUAAUUAAUUGAUUAAUUUUUCAUUAGUUUCUGAAAGAGAAGUUUUCGAAAGGGAAAAAAGAACCAAGCGCCCAGGAGACAUCUAAAGGUAACCUACAGUAGUACAUUCUUCAUUCUUCAUAAUUUUCAUCGAAUUUUCCAAAUAGCGAUUGCCCUUAUUAUUUUAACGACCUUUGUUUCCCUCUUUAUACCACUACUUGAGAAAUUUCUGCAAUUUGAUUGGCUUAGAGCAGUGGUAUUUCAGCUAAAUUUGAAAUACCUACAUGUGAAAAUUACAAACCUUUUGCGGGUGUGGUAUAAACAAUUAAUAGCAUGAUCUGUACGUGAUAUUUGGCAUAAAUACCACUGGUGAUAUUUCAAAAUUUUCUCAAAUUUCACUCGCCUAACGGCUCGUGAAAUUACGUAUAACAAUUUCGAAAUAUCACUCGUGGUAUUUAUGCCAAAUAUCACUACAAAUCAUGCUAUUACCUAUACUAAUUAUUGACGACAUUAUCAUCAGCCCCAUAUUAUUACAUGAAUGAUUGUUUUCAUCAUCCGUGUCGUGACUAUGAUCAUCGUCAUCAUCAUCGCCAUCUUCAAUAAUCCUCGCCAUCAUCCCAUCGUUACUACUCCUUGUUGUUAUAUGGUGUUUUGUUAUCAGUUUAACGGUACAAUGAUCACCAAAGUACGAUAAAACAUUCUGAUGACCUUUUCGCGUUGCAUAUAAGAUGCGGUAAAACUUACGUAAAAAGAUGAUAAGAAUAAUGUGAUGCCUAAGUUUAUCUUGCAUUUACUCGUGCUUUCAUUAUUUUUUAAAAAGCUGAAUAGCUCAAGCUGAUCUCAACGUGAUCCAUAUUUAUCUGAUGUAGGCCUUAACACGUUACUUUUUGAGGCAGUACGACACAAACGCCUAUCGAAACAGUUUUUUUUUAUGUUCGGGCACGUGGACUUUCUGAGCUCUGCGUUGGAAAAAUUGUUCGCGUCGGUGCCAUGAUCCCUGUACCGUGUAAUCAUAGCAAAGGACAUCUAUAAAAUUCGAGGCUUCUGAUUUCAUUAUUGUAUCGUUUAAGAUUUUUGCUUAGGAGCUAUUAUGAGUCGGGCUUCUAGGUAGCCUCAAACAAUACGUAUACCUUUCGUAAAUUCCAAAGUGUAAGUCACAAAUGUGCACAAUUACACCGGAUGGGUUCUCAUGGAAACGAUGUGAACACGCAGUUGAUACCACAUCACGUGAGACGGCCAUUGAAGAAAAGAUUUUCUCGAAGCUCACUUUGGUCCGCAUUAAUUUUUUCCCGAGUGACUUCACAGGAUUUUUACUUUGUCACUAUUUCCAUUUUAAAACGCUGGGUUAAAUUGGUUUUACUUAAAAAGGACUUGUGUGAUCGUCGCCUAAGUUUUUGGUCCGCAAAAGUGACACGAGUUCGAAUUCUGCCCACUAAGUUUUGUUUUAGUUUGGAUUCCUACACAUUUUAUUUAGCAAACACGAUAGGCAAUGUUGAACUUUUUGUCAGGUCGACCUUAGUCGGGAAGGUGCGAAGAGACCCAAAAUCGCUGCGGGGAGACUGUGAGCAAUUCUCUUCACUCGUUCUCUGAAUUACAGGCUAAUGUUUCACUUUAAUUAAGUCGUAUAUUUGAUCUGUUCUCUCCACAUCCGUAGAAUUGAAGCCUCCCCGUUUUUAUGCUGCACAGAAGUUGUUAUUCGGACGAUCCAAAUCCCAGUCCGAAUCGUAUGCUGCGAAAGUAGUGUAUGAGGUAAAAGCUGAGGAAGGAAUCGAAGCUAAGCCUUUGCAGGGCACUGAAGUAGAAUACCGAGGAGUCACUACAGAGGAACCAGAAAAAGGUGCAGUGGCGCCCGAGCAAAUGACCGAGUUGAUUGGAGCACAAGAAGUUCAAAUAGUCCCCCAGUCUGGUAGUGAAACCGAAUCUGAGGAGGAUCUUGAACAAGUCUUUGACGUAGAAUCCGGGAAGACGAUACAUCAAGAAGGAUCAGAAAGAGAAGUUGAGUUUAGGUAAUGAAAAAAGUGUAAAAGGAGUUAUUGCAGCGCUGUCUCAUGUGGAGGAGAAAGCUGGUUGUAUGUUCAUAUGUCGGUAGGAACAUGGUGAAAUGAAAAUGAAAAACAGUUUGUUUAAUGAGAGUCUCUUGCUGAUUCAAAACAACGGCAGCAAAUGCAAAGUAUGCCUGUCCCCUUCAAAUUAGCAUGGUGUUAUUAUAGGCGGGGACAGGGUGUAAGACAUUUUACAUUAAAUAGUUGUGGGGAGAACUAGGGGAUCAUGGCUACAAUAAAGAUAUAAUAACUUAAAGAAAUGAAUAGAAAAAUAACGCUAAGAAGAACAAAGGAUCAAGAGUGCUAAUUUCGAAAGAGUAAGUUUUGUGCUAUAUUGGUAAGACACAUCCGUGUUCUCAUGGUGCUGUGUACUCGCAAUCCUGAUGUAGCUACAAAUCCCCAAACCAUUGGACUUCGGUGGAAGCACGCUAAGAAACAAAAGCAAUAGACAAACAAACAAAAAACCCUGAAAACAGGGGAUAGUAGGGCGAUAAAAACCUCCUCGAAAGGAACAGAAAAUCAAGAGCUAGACUGUUUUCAGUCCUAUGUGAAAAUCGAUUGUGGCAAAAUAGCAUGCCCGCAUUUAAUAAAAGGCACUGUUUUAAAAACGAAAACAACAACAACAACAACUGAUGAGAUAUUUUGUAAUUGCAGACGAAUAGUAACGAGUGAAGAUACCAACUGGCCCAUCAAGCAACUUGGUGUUCACCUGAAGUUCCCUCCUAAUGCUUUGUCUGAACCCACUCCAAUAAUGGUCCAAAGAUGGAAAAACAGUGUCUGUUCACCCCCUUUGGAGGAGCACGAGGCCAUUACUAGCAAUGUUAUUGAACUAUCCCCCAUGGAUAGCCAAGGUCUAAAAUUUAACACCAAGGUGAAGCUGUCGCUGUCUCACAGUGCAACAAACCUAAUGGGCUAUGAGCUGGUGAUAAAACAGCUAACUGAUAAGGAGACGAAUAAAUGGGAAGACCUGGAUGGAACCAAGGACAUACGUUCGCUUGAAGGUAUAAAAACGUCUCUUUAUACAAUAGAAUAACGCGUGGCGGAUUAUCAGUUUAUCUUUUGCAUGAAAACCUUUUAAAACUCAGGGUGUAGUCUACGCAACUACUAUGCUCCUAAUCUGUGUAGAUUUCGCGGUUUAAAUUUAUCAGUUGUUCAAGUUUAAGGAAGUUUAACUUCAAGCUUUUUUACAUUUGUAGAGCAAAGAUAACAGAUGUAGAACAGUCCCUUAUGGGAAUUGUCUUAACUGCCUAUUUACCCCGAAUCUGGAGUUAAAAUAACUCUUAUUGCCAAAAGAGUUAUUUCAUUCUUGCUUUGGAUUAAAAUAGCUCCUUUUUGGAGUCAAAAGAAGCAGUAAGGGUUUGAGUUAACUCCUCCUAAGGACUAGUAGUAGUUGUAUGAUUCAAGUAACAGUACAUGUAUGUUGUUAUGCAUUAUCAUACGUUAAAACAAAGGCGUUUAACACUGAACCAAUGUAUUUAUCAUGGGUUAUGUAACCCUUUCUGUGGGGUGUUACAUGGUAUGCUGUUACAAUUGCUUCAUUAGCGGUAGGCUAUAUAUAUUUGAGUUAUUGUCAUUAAUAUUAAUUCGCUUCUUACGACCGUCCCUACGCCCUCAACACUAAAUACGCAGUGGCUAGGGGUUAGAGCGAUUUUCGUAUGUCCUUGAAAAAUGGUUUCGGUAAGUGUUUGUUAUUUGUUUUAUCAGCCAAUGGAUGAAAAGAUCAAAUCAUGGACUCUUCGUUUUCCCGCCUAAGAAAACCCUAAUAUGGAGAAUGGAGAAGGCAUUGUUCGAUUGACCAGUCGUGUUACAGUAUGACGUCAAAGCGAUUUCUAGAAAGUUCUUCGGGCUUGAAGUUUUUUCAGCCGAGCGUUCGCUUAACCAACCAAAAGCCAGGUGUGUUUGUAUCCGUUCGAUAAACCAAUCAAAUCGCUUUAUUUCCCUUUGCUUGUUGUUUCUGUUUUGUUCGCGCGUUUUCAUUUCAAGGUCAUACGAAAAUCGCUCUAUCAGUUUCUCUUAGACGUAGUUUUUGCAUGCUCCUAUAUGAAAGGUUCUGCACGUUUACGGUAUCAUUUUUUAUACGAGCAUAGUUUAGAUCGUUUUGCAGGGUGGUUUUCUUACUGUAUUUUUUACAUUUCCGAGUUUUUAUUCUGUUUGUUAUAUCAUUCCCAUCCAUUUGUUGAUGAAGGCAUAAUAAAGAGGAUCGCACACGCCUCUUGUUGACACACCCCCGCUUGUGUUGACACACCCCAUUUGUGGUUGCUUAUUACAUAUAUUUACAUUAUAUUCGUUUGAGCGGAGUAGCGAAUUAGAAUAUAAAAGCAUACAUAUUUUUAUGGUGGUGCAGUAGUUUCAUCUUUCCCUUUUGAUCUCAGGCUGGUUUGUUUGAUCCUGGUUUUCUAUAAUCUCUAUCAACUAUCCAUUGGGAGGAAACAUUGUAGGUGCUCAUGAAACUUUAUCUUUUAUCGGUUACAGAUAUCGAGGACGAUUUCCCUUCUCAGGUGGAAAUACCAGACCUUUUCUUUCCUUUUGCUCAAGCUGACAUCACUGAGUGCUCAACAUACGCAGUAGUUUGUCGUCUGAAGGCUUCUCCAACUUACAUCAUCACAUCCAAAGGCGGCUCAUUCAGCCAUCCUGACCAUCCGGGUGUGAUAGUUACAAUCCCUGAGAAUGCUGUUGCUCCUAAUGCAGAGUUCCCUUUGGAAUUGAAAGUAGGUCUGAUGACUUUUACCACUCACGUUGUUGUUGUUUUUGUUGUUUUUUUCCUCAAUUGGCUAAUUUGUUCAGAGAAACAACAAAUCGAUUUCUGUUUAACGAGCAUCUGUGGAUCAGUUGCAGGAUUGUAAUUGAUUUACAGAAGGAGAAAAUUAACAAGAAAUUCACGAAAGUGAACUAGUAUUUGAUUAAUAAUAAUGUUUUCAUUCUCUUUUAUUAUCAUUAUUAUUAUUAUUAUUAUUAUUAUUGUUAUUAUGUAAAUUCUUUAUUGAUUACUAGAUAAAAACACGUAUCUAUUGUUACAAAGUCGAUGAGAGGAAAGCUAUAUAAAAUGGAGAAAAAACAUGGAAAUUGAAGAGAAUAAGACAAAAAUAUAAAUAAUUUCUUUUUAUAUAACUGUUUUCUUAAAAUAACCCCGAAUGUUUCUUGGACGUAUUCUUAAUCAACGUACGAGAAGUUACUAACAUAUAUAGGAGGAGAAAAAAUACUAGAAAAAUCUUAAAUGUGAUAAAAGUAUUAAUACUAAAGUCUCGAUAGUUCCUCAUCGGUUUCAAUGCCCCUACUAAUCCUAAAUGUGAAAAAAUAUUAUAAGUUCUAAUCCUAAUUUAUUGCUAGUUCCUUGUCGAUUUCAAAGUCGCUAUCGGUAAUGUUCAGCGGAACUUUUCGGUACCACGUGAGCCUCUCACGCUCGACAGCGCAGACCAGUUGGGUAAAGGAGCCUUGUUCGACUUCUAGCACUCUGCUGGCGUACCGUCUCUUUUUCUCACUCUCGUGCUGGCGGUAGAUUUGUUUUAUGGUGAGACCCUUUUAAGACUCUGCAAAAAAAAAACAAAAAAAAAAAAACAGUAACACCAACAAGUUAAACGUGAACUGCCGGGCUGGCUUGGUUUCUCGCCUAAGCCGUAUUUCCUUUGUAAACUGAGGGAGCGGACCAGCUUGGUAAUCGUCAGGGUCUCGGUUACCAAGACAAAUAUGCUGAAAACUUCGACCUCCCAGUCACUGAUAUUAGUUUAUUUAAAAAACACCACACACAAUCGCCUGAAAUGAUUUCUGGGUGUCGUUAAAAACGAUAAAGGUAUUCAACCCAGCGUUUUAAAUUUUCGUACAGUCUACGUCUCGAUGAGCUAACUAGCAAGUUGAAUCCUGCACAGUUGGUAAGAUCUUUUGCAUCUUAAUUGUGUUUUUUGUGCAAUUUAGGUAAACCGAUCGUAAAUUUGUGGGCUUAAAAUAGUAUAUAUAUUCUUUUAUAAAAUUAACAACUGGAAGGGAGAAUGAUGUCCCAUUAUAUAUUCUCUGGCUUGAUAACUGGUGAUUUUCAUUUUCAUGAUGGAACAGGUGCAAGAAGUUUCAAAUGAAGAGUUCGAAGAGGAAGGUGUAUUUCUUGGGCCUGUUCUGCGAAUCAAUCGCUCUGAAGGUGUUCAGUUCUUGAAACCUGUUACAAUUCGACUGCCAAUUUCCCUUCGAGAGCAACAGGACUUGAAUCUACGCCCAAUUUGUGGCUCAACAUGUGACGUCAAAGUGUUGUUCCUGAACUCUGAUGAUAAGCAAAAAACAUGGAUUGAUAUCACUGAUGAUCUUGUGAACCCUCCAAGUCUUAAUGGGAAGUUUGUUAGCUUCGAGGUCGAACGGUUCUCUAGGUAAGGCAGAAAAUAUUCGUUUAGCAGAUGAAUGGUUGUGUCGUUGAAUUUGCGAGGCUCUGAAAAGAAUCGUGGCACUACAUUGGUGACCGGGUGAUUGAAACACGAAAAUUUGGUUUAUUCACUAUGUCUAUAAACUGAAAUUACCACGUUAUCUUGACGCCAUAUCUGGUAAUCUCCGCAAACCAAAUUUUUCCAAAAUGCGUCUAAAGAAAGAACGAAAAGCUACUUAAGAGGAAAGGUUGUGACGCAACGUCGUUUCGAAAAAAUCCAAAAGUCUUUCGGGGAAACAUUUAACGUUCCCUCCCGUCUGUACCUUCCAGGGUUAAAUGUACUUGCAGUAUCUCUAGUUGUCCUAAUACAACGGGCGUCGACUGUGUGCAUAAAUGAAACAUACUCAUUUUUUCAUUCAUUUCAAGUGUCUUAGCAAUUCAGUCAGUUCAAUAUUGUUGUUGUUGUUGUUUUUAAUUUAAUUUUUUUACUUUGUCCUUCUUCUAGGUAUUCGCAUUUUGUUAAAAGGCGAAACAAAAUAUCUAGAUUUCAUGGACAGAGAGUCAUAAAAAAACUUAACAGCAGCACUUCGGUUCAGCCCAGACUGGCAGUCUUUUUUGCUUACUUUCGUCCGGAUCUUUCUACAAUUUUGCGUCUGAUGUGUUGCCCUGCUCACCUUCAAGGAAAACAGAUAAAAAAGCUAAAAAAAGAAGGCAUAAGGCGGCCUAUUUAUAGCAAUUCAAAGAAAGAUAUGACACCUGGCUACGACAAGGCAUUCGUAUUAGUAUCAGGAGGAAUACGCCUACAUGAAGAACAAGACAUGGAGGGAAUAUAUCUUAGGUGAGUCUUCAUAUAUGGUUGUGGUUCAAUUUUAUUUUUAAUUCGCCAUUUGCACAUCUCCCAUAAUACACGUUGUUUGUCCAACAAAAUUUUAUAAUAGCAAAAACAAAAGCAAGCUGCUUUUUAGCCUAUUUCUAUUGUGCCUUUACAACCCAUCUACAUUUGUUUCACCUAGCGUUGUAUAAUACAAGGGAAGGCAGACAGAUACAUUCCCUCUAACUCAGAGCCUGUUAACAUGAAGGAGGGGGACCCCAGGUUGGUGAGGAAACUCGUUCAGGUGGGAUGAAAAAAUAACCUGCGUUUACAUGCAAUCUUACAACUCUGCCAUCCCAGGGUGCACUUUCUCAAGAUUAUCGAAUGGUCGCUAAGCAUGUAAACACAAAAAAGGCGGGUAAACGACAUUUUUUGGCGGUUAACACUCUUCUUCUUCACUCUCACUGCUUUUUCUGUAACUUUUCCGUAAAGUGGCUUUCACUUCUAAUGGUGUAAAGCCUCUAGCCUGUACACAGACGUUGUUUUGUUUUUCUUUUUCGCUUUUCGAAAAAUUGGCGAGCGAGGAACGCAAGAAAGAAAAAUAAAGAAGGUCUAUUUUCUUCCUCCCCCACCCCUACCCCCUUGCGCUGGCGAUCAAUAAAUCCCCCGCGGUUUUUGAAUUUAUUUCGUGCGCUUGACAGACUUCGAAGAGAAAAUAGAGGGUCUGUGAACAGGCUAUAAAGCUUCCGCCAAAGGCUUUCUGCCGUGAAAUUGAUGUAACACGAAUCGGUUACCUCAACUUGAAACGUUUACAUGGGAAAAUUUUACCCCAGCCGAGGGGUUUACCCGGUCUGGCAGACACCCCACUUACCAUGUAAACGUUAUCAAAUUAACAUGAGAGAUUAUGUGCAGAGGCGGGUAAUACCCCACCUAAGCGGGUUAACUCACCUACCUGGGUAGGUAAACAGGCCCUAAAUUAGAAAGAAUGUUAUCUGUCUGGUUCUACUGUACUGUACUCUAUUUCUGUCAGCUUAUAGGACUUCACCAUUUUUAUUGUUUUACCCCAAGGGAUGAUUGUAGUUUAUUUUUAUUUUCGUACAGGUUUUUAGAACGCGACCCAGACGAUGCGGAGUUAGAGGUUGAUUUUUGUCCUGGGGAAAACGUAGCACGAGUGAAAUUUUACGACUCCUUAAAACGCAGAAAGACUCCAUUGUGUAGAUUGCACUUGAAAACUCCCGCUCAGGGUACGGAUCGUAUGGUAAGUCACUCAAGGGUAUUUUAGACAUCAAACACCUGAUUUACAAAGGCGGCCUGAGUUAAUGAGGCAACGUCAUGCUGAGUUCCACAAUUCAGUUUGGGUUAAAACUGGGCUAAAAUUAGACUUAACAUCCUCACUCCCACAUUUCCUUUUAAAAGGAUCUCUUAGCACAAUGAUUGUUAAGGACGUUUCGUGAUCAUUGUUUGGUAAUUUUUCCACAAUACUUCAAAGGUGGCUCAAUUUUUUUUUCUCUGUUGGAGAUAAUUUCCGAUCCCAUUUCCAUCUGACCAGUAGUCAGUAAUUUUAAAUAAAACUGAACCCUCUUUUCUGUUUUCUCCCUUUUUCUUGUAUUUUUGUUAUCACUUUUAUGUAGAUGUGAUACAAUAAAGCACUAUUGAUUAAUAAUAAAAAAAUGAGUAAAUAAAUAAUUAUGCAUAAAACUGAACUGCCAGUUUGGGUUUUUGAUUAAUUCUAGUUUUUCAGUGUAACAAAAAUAUAGUAUGAACACUGAAGAUUGUGAUAUAGCUCCUUUAAGGAAUUGUUUCUUAACAUUAGUCUGUUAUUUUAAGACAAUACACAAUGUACUUAAGAUAGACACCUUCGUUUAUCGUGGCUUUGUUACUCUAGGACCAUGUCCCCUGUCAGAGGAACAUAACUGUUAUAUAAAAUGUAUUUGCCAUAUGUUUUUUUUUUUUACCUUUUUACCUUCACCAAAAUCGCAGAGUUCACUGAUUAACGCAAAAUAUUUCCCGGGAGUUCUCGGCAACUUUAACGUUACAGUGAAUUCUCAUGAUUUCUAAGUGAUAUCUUUUCAGGACUUGUGGGAACUUGCACGGCCGCCUGAAAAGUUGGUAUGGGUUACUCUCGAUAAUAGUUUUUAUCUCGUGGAGAUAGGUCUCGCCUUGUUAAAGUACGGUUGUUACGGUAUAUUAUUUUGAUUAAAUAUAACGAAUGUUAUACAACUAUCCCCCGAAGGGGAGGUGGGUGAGUAGUGGUGAUCUAUACCGAGACGCAAAGCGUCGAGGUAUAUAUGUAGCGCUAUGAACCGACCCUGAGGGGGAUAGUUGUUUUAGUAUUUACCAAAUCAGUUGGAUAAAAAUCAAAAAGGAACUUUUCGUAAAUUAAAGGUUGUUUACGUUUCAAUUGACAGUGUUUCGGGGAUCAUAUUUAUGAUUUGUUGCAAAGUCAGUAAGAAAAAUUUUUUUCCACCCACUAGUAAACACUGACAAGCCAAAUUUUGUCUCUUUCUUGGUAUUUGUUGGUACAGCCGCUUCAUUUACCGCUAAAAUUUCAUCUUUCGAAACUGUCGCGAAACGAGAAGCCAUUUUGAAUCCCGUCCCAAAACAGUGAAUAUCCAAGAAUAUUCCGAGUUACGGGAGCCAAUCAGAACGCUCGAAAAUUACUAUCCAUUGAUUUGGUGAAUACUAAUUGCCAUUAUUAGCAAGUGGCAGUCGACUUCUUUUAAUUCUCUCUCUUCGUCUUUAGAAAAGCGCUACUGAUGGACGGUCAGCCUCUUUCGCGGGAGACCCUUUAAGGGUAACACUAGUCGGAGGUGAAUGGGGAUCAUCGAAAGGCGGAUUGUCUACGCUGAACAGAGAGUUAGCAAAAAAUCUUGCACGUCAGCCUGAAGUUGAAGUAACUAUCCUACUGUCAAAAUACACUGAACUGGAGAAGAAAGAAGCUAAUGAAUCUAAUGUGCGCCUUGUAACACCAGAGGCGAAGCUCGUGUCUGAUCCCAUCAUGAAAUUGUGUUUUCCUCCUAAAGAUCUUGAUAUUGAUGUUGUUGUAGGCCAUGGCCAGAAGCUUGGAGUACCAGCUCAGAUCAUAGCAGAACAGCGCAACUGCAAACGACUUCAUGUAGUACACACCGCCAGUGAAGAGCUUGCAAUGUUUAAGGAAGUUGAAACAGCAAUACAGAAAGGUGGAGAAAAGCGCCGCGCUGAAGUAGACCUGUGUGAGGAAGCUGAUAUCGUCGUGGCCAUAGGACCAAAGUUGAAGGAAGAUAUCUCAGCCAAGCUACGGUAUAAAAAAGAUAAAUGCGUGAUAGACAUCACACCUGGAAUCUUUCCAGAGUUCGCCAAGAUGGAGCAAGCCAGUGAGGAGGGAGGAAGGUUUCGCAUCUUAGUGUUUGGUCGGGGUGACUCGGAAGAUUUUGAACUAAAAGGAUAUGAUGUAGCUGCUAAAGCUGUAGCAAGCUUAAAAGACGAAAGCUUCCUUCUUUUGUUUGUCGGAGCACCAAUGGGUAAAGAAGAAGAAGUUAAAAAUAAGUUACUCAAGUGUGGAAUUCCUUGCACACAGCUUAUUGUGCGAGACUUUAUUGAGAGUCGUGAAGAAGUAAAAAAACUCUUCUGCGAGGCGGAUCUCGCCAUUAUGCCCUCACGAACGGAAGGCUUUGGCCUCACCGCUCUCGAAGCACUGUCCGCUGGCCUUCCUAUUUUGGUUAGUAACAAUUCGGGAUUCGGUAAAGUGCCAUUCGCAUCUUCGUGUGUGGUGUGUUCCGAUGAUCCUGAAAAGUGGGCUGAAGCCAUCAGACAUGUGAGAGAGACACCAAGGAAACUCCGGUUAGAAAAAGCUCUUUCUCUUCGAAAUAUGUACGACAAAAAGUACAAGUGGGAGAGACAGUGUGAAAAUCUUGUAGAUAGAAUGCGACAAAUCCUCGAAUAAACUUUGAGUAGACACUCAAGGUUGUUACUUGACGGUAGAUACGAACAUUCACACUAAAACCAACAUUAACGGAUUGCCGUUAAACGGGUGAAACAUAGAGCUAUCGAACGGGUGACCGAGCCGUUUGAAACGGUUGUACCUGAACGGCUGAACAACUGACAAUUUACCUUUUACGUCUUUGUUGUUCGUCCUUUUUUCCUUUUGAAACAUAAGUACGAGUCUUCAGCCCUUCCUUAUCGUGGUUGACAAGGCCAUGACAGUGGUCAAAUCUUGUUGUUUUUAAGGCCUCGUUUAAGAAAGAAUACUGAUAAGCAGAUGACUUCAUUUAAGGCAAUCGAUCUUUGGAAAAGCAUUCCACAACACCUUAAAGAACUGAAUAAGUACGCUUUUUUCCCCAUAAAAAUCAAACAUUGUCUACUGUCC